AGGGUUCAAUGAGUAAAAAGGAAAAAAGACGUUAUUCAAGCGACGAUGAUUCUAGUGAUGGUUCGAGCUCACCUCAAGAGCGAAGCCGCAAAGUCAUAAAUGAGAAAGAAAAAUCCAUUUUCAAAACAUAAGCCAAAACCAAACAGAAAAAAAGCCAAGAAAAAGAAAAAAAGAAAAGAAAAUUAAACCUGAAAAUAAACUGAAACCAAAUGCAAGUAUGCAAGCAAAGAGAAUGCGAGAGAAACGCGCGAGCGCUUGGACUGAAUGAACCACCGACUGUGAAUUGUACUUGCCCCUCACUCGUCGAAAGUAUUUAUUUAGCACCCAUCCGGCAGUAGCUGCGGCCGUUCAACCAUUUGUAGCUGGUUUCAGUCUUCCAAAUAAUUUGCCCAUUUUAUCGUCGCUGCAAAUAUUAUUCGAACUAUACUCGAUACCGUAUGUUGAUCACACAAAACAUACGCAAAAUAAUUAUACAAGAUGAUAGCAAAUCAUCGAGCCGAUAUUCUCCGUCGCCACGUAAAUCGUCCAGCAAAACUUCAAGAAAUGAUAAACACAAAACGCAUGAAAAUCGCUCGGACAGGAAUCGUUCGCGUUCGCGUAGCUCGUCCAGAGAUAGACAUGAUCGGAAGAAGAAGAAGAACGGAGACAGAGAUGAUCGAAAGAAGUAUCGUAAUCGGUCGAGAGAUCGGGAAAGACGACGUGAACGAAGUGAUUCGCUGGACAGAGAAGAUCGCCACCAAGACAGAAGUAGUGAACGACGAAAGGAUCGAUAUGAUGACCAUAAACGGCAUAACAAAGCCCGUGAAAAUGAGCGUCGAUAUGAGGACAAAAGAGACUACAGUCAAAGACGUGACGAAUCAUCCCACCGAAAUAAUAGUCGCAGUUCAAGUGAUGCCCGCACAUCCGCUUCGUCGUCAUCGUCAUCGUCAAAUAGUUCAAGUGCCAUUCGAAGAGCCGAGGCACUCAACAGACAAAUAGAGCGGCGUGCCAAUGAAAAGGUUCAACAACUCCAAAAAUUAGGCAUUGAAAUUCCAACUUUGAUGCAACAGCAUCAACAACUACAAUUAAAAGCGCAAAACCAACAACAAAAUUCACAUAUAAAACCGCUUAUGUCAAUCAGUACAAGCGGUCCGACCAACUUAAAAUUGAAUCCAAAUGCUACAUCCACCGAUGAAACAACAACCGAAGGCGAAAAAAAUCUUGCAUUAAAUUUGUCUAAUUUCACCAGCUCUGUAUUGACAAAUGCACGAUACACCGAGCAAAUGCAAAAGAAGAAAUUGAUAUGGGGAGCGAAGAAAGCAGCCGAACCAAGUACCACCAAUAAUAAAUGGGAAGCCGCCAAAUUUUCACAAGAUAACGAUGGCAAAGUUGCAUCGAAAUUUCUUCGUUUGAUGGGAAUGAAAAAUGUACCUUCAACAGCAGCAGCAAACGAUGCGGAUUCAGGUGUAGAGAAACGAGAAGAAAUGUUCUCAUCCAUGGAACAACAAUAUGAAGUCGCCAGACAGGCUACACAUACGAUGCGCGGUGUUGGUCUAGGAUUUGGAUCUCACUCACGACCGUGCUAAAGGAAAAAAGAUUCACAUGAGAAUCUCAUUGACUAUGAAUAUAUUGUUUACUUGAUUCUAGAAACCAAGUCACAUUUUUUUGAAUGUUUAACAAUAAAAUUGAACAUUAAAAACAA
Messenger RNA from Contarinia nasturtii (swede midge), 1681 nucleotides. Its product is annotated as arginine/serine-rich coiled-coil protein 2. Bases 438 to 1565 code for a protein of 375 amino acids. NCBI's taxonomy places the organism in Eukaryota, Metazoa, Arthropoda, Insecta, Diptera, Cecidomyiidae. The transcript is spliced from 6 exons. The record is from RefSeq and is a predicted model, not a curated record.